Molecule: messenger RNA, 4217 nt
Organism: Closterium sp. NIES-67
Lineage: Eukaryota; Viridiplantae; Streptophyta; Zygnematophyceae; Desmidiales; Closteriaceae
Source: the annotation of a GenBank genome assembly
CGCGCACAUCACUUCCAAAUCCGCCCUUCACACACACUUUAACGCAGCUCACCCUCACCGCCGACUAGGGUGCCCACUGUGGAGCAGGCAACCAGAGCUGGCCGGCAUAUCCUCUUUUCCAGGCGCUAGCGGCGCCAAUGGAUGUAUUCGAGAUUGAAAAGGAGGCGGGCAAAGCAAGAAAGGCGGCGGCUGCUGCAUCCGCUGCAGCGGCGGCGGCAGCGGCAGCAGCGGAGGGGGACGGCGUGGGGUUGAAAGACCACUUCAAGCCGCUUAACGAGCUUCCCGCUGCGCAGCGGCAGAAGGAACUUCAUAAAGAGAUUCAGUUUGUGGAGCACACAUGGCCGCUGGAGCAGCUCUACUCGCACUUCCACACCGACCCCGCCCAGGGCCUAUCGGAGGCGCAGGUGGUGAUAAACCGCGGGCGGUACGGCGAGAACCGGCUGACGCCGGGGUACGUGACGCCGUGGUGGGUGCGGUACCUGCAGCAGUACACCAACUUCUUCUCGCUGCUCCUCAUUGUCGCUAGUGCGCUCUGCUUCGUGGCGUAUGGCAUCGACCCCGCGCACGACAAGGAGAACCUGUACCUGGGCAUAGUGCUGCUGGUGGUGGUGGUGGUGACGGCAUCGUUCACAUACUGGCAGGAGGCGCGCUCAGAGCACAUCAUGGAGUCGUUCCGCCACCUCAUUCCAGCCACCUCACGAGUCGUGCGCAACGGCCACGUGCAGGUGGUGGACGCGGGUGAGCUGGUGCCAGGGGACAUGGUGGAGCUCAGCGAUGGCGACAAGGUGCCGGCAGACAUACGCGUCAUAGAAGCCACCGAUCUCAUGGUUGACAACAGCGCGCUGACAGGCGAGUCAGCGGCAGUGGAGCGCGGCACGGAGCUGGCAGUGGACUCGGAGGGGCGCGCGGUGAUAGAGCCCCUGGAGGCGGCGAACCUGGUGUUCUAUGCCACCAUUGUGGCGAGCGGGCACGGCAGGGGGGUGGUCAUCGGCACGGGGGACAACACUGCCAUGGGGCAGAUCGCAGGCCUGGCGGUGCUGACGCCUCCAGUGGACACGCCGCUAGCAGCGGAGCUGAAGCAGUUCGUGGGCAUGAUCAGCCUGAUGGCCGUGGUCAUGGGGCUCAUCUUCUUCGGCAUCGGCCUGCUGCUCGGCGACCCCUUCCUGCAGACUGUGGUGUUUGGCAUCGGUGUCAUUGUGGCCAACGUGCCUGAGGGGCUGCUGGCUGCUGUCACGGUAUCUCUGGCGCUGGCCGCCAAGCGUAUGCACGUGCGCAAUGUGCUGGUGAAGAACCUGCAGUCCGUGGAGACCCUUGGCUCCUGCACCGUCAUCGCCUCCGAUAAGACCGGCACACUCACCCAAAACCGCAUGACCGUCCAGCACUGCUGGUACGACCUGCGGGUGUUUGAGUGUCCGGUGGCGCGCAAUCGAGUGGAGUGGGAGGAGGUGAUGAAGGGGCCAGCAGCGGCGUCGGCGUACGAGCCGCAGUCGCCCACCUUCCAGAAGCUGCAGCUCGUCAUCUCGCUCUGCAGCAACGCCGUCUUCCUCACAGAGGGUCUGGUGAUGGGCAUUGAGAUGCGGCGCCGCGAGUUCGACCUGCACGCGGCGCCGUGCGCAGGGGACGCCUCAGAGCAGGGCCUGCUGCGCUUCGUGGAGCCGCUGCGGCCCGCCAAGGAGCUGCGGGACCUGUACGGCAAGAUCUUCGAAGUCAAGUUCUCCAGCGCCAACAAGUGGCAGCUCUCCAUCCACGUCCAGUCAGCGCAGAACCGGCUGCCCCCAAUUCUGGUGAUGAAGGGCGCACCGGAAAAAGUCCUGGAGCGGUGCGCAUACAUCCUGGUGAACGGGCAGGUGUUUGACCUGACCAGCGACAGCCGGCGGCACUUCCAAGAGGCGUACCAGCAGAUGGGCGGGUUCGGGGAGCGCGUGCUCGGCAUGGCCUUCCGCGACCUCGAGGGCUUCAAAAACGAGUUCGCUUUCUCGCACAAGCCGCGGCCCAACUUCCCCACGGACGGGCUGACGUUCGUGGGCAUGGUGAGCCUCAUGGACCCGCCGCGCCCGGGCGUGGUGGAGGCCGUGGCGCAGUGCCGCCGCGCCGCCGUCAAGGUCAUCAUGGUCACGGGCGACCACCCCAUCACCGCCACCGCCAUCGCCACCAAGGUGGGCAUACUGGAUGCAGGCAAGGUGGAAUCGGGCAGUGCGGCUGUGGUGACAGGCGAGGACAUCCGUGCGUGGAGUGCGCUCAGCCCCAGGGACGAGACUGCCAAGUGGGACGAGGCCCUCUCCCAUGACCAGGUCAUCUUCGCGCGUGUGUCCCCGUCGCACAAGCUGCUGCUGGUGGAGCACUGCCAGCGCCGCGGGGAGAUAGUAGCGGUCACAGGGGACGGGGUCAACGACGCUCCUGCACUCAAGAAGGCCGACAUCGGCAUCGCCAUGGGCAUUGGCGGCAAGGACGUGUCGAAGGAAGCGGCAGACAUGAUCCUCAUGGACGACAACUUUGCGUCCAUCGUGAGCGGUGUGGAGGAGGGCCGGCUCAUCUUCGACAACCUCAAGAAGACCAUCUGCUACGCGCUCACCGUCAACAUCCCCGAGCUCGUGCCCUACCUCGUCAACGUGCUGCUCGGCGUGCCGCUCGCACUCUCCACCGUGCUCAUGCUUGCCAUCUGCCUUGGCACCGACAUGCUGCCCGCCAUCUCGCUCGCCUAUGAGGAGAAGGAGUCGGACAUCAUGGACCGCCCGCCGCGGAACCCGAAGAGGGACCGGCUGGUGAGCUGGCGGCUGAUCAGCCACGCGUACCUCAUCAUCGGCGUCGUGCAGACGCUCGCCGGCUUCCUCGCUUUCCUCGCUGUCUUCAACGACUAUGGCUACCGCCCCAAUAUGCUGCUGCGCAUCGGCUUUGACUUCGCCCACAGCCCCAUCAUCUGCACGCUCAACAGCGCCAGCGAGCCCUACGACUGCGGCUACGGCUGCGGCCCGCCCGUCUACUCACUCGGCAUGCCCGACACCUCGUCGCCGCCCGCAGCGCAGCCCUACUGCUACCAGGGCUGCCCUAUGCCCAAUGGCAACGCGACACGUGUCGUGGUGGACCCGUUCAGUGAGAUGGGAGCGGGGGGGUUCAAGGGGCAGCAGUUCUGCUCUCUCACCUGCAACACGUCCGCCUAUGCCUUCCCUGGGGGCGUGCUGCCGCCUCAGUGCUCCAACCCGGCCAUUUCCUCCCAGGUGGGGUUCCCGGGGCGGCAGCAGUUGGGCAAGCCCCUGGGGCCGUACAACGGGUGGUACUGGUGGGGGGGGCGGCGGCAGCUGCAGCCCAACACGCAGUACCAGGUGGAGGUGCUGCGGUACGCGCAGUCGGCCUACUUCCUCGCCGUCAUCGUCACGCAGUGGGCCAACCUCGUCGUCUGCAAGACCCGCCGCCUUUCAGUGUUCCAGCAGGGCAUGCACAACCACGUGCUCAACUUCUCGUUGCUCUUUGAGACGCUGGUGGCGGCGGCGCUGCUGUACUGGCCGUUCCUGCAGGAGGUGUUUGACACACGCCCGCUCAACGUGCUCUACUGGCUCAUCGGCCUGCCCUUUGCGCUCACCAUCCUCGCCAUCGGCGAGCUGCGCAAGUUGCUCAUCCGCCGCUUCCCAGGUGGAUGGAUGGACAGGUGGACCAACUGGUAGUGCCGCACUCCGCCUCUCCCUUCCACUCCCCUCCCACCCUCCACCCAGCUGCUUCUUCCCUAACCCCCAUCCUCGCCUUUCCUCCUAGUCCCUCCUGGGUUCCAUCUCCCCUAGGAUUCCAUCCAUCCCUCUUGUGCAUGGUAUCGGUUGACGUCUGGUCUGCGCAAUAACCACUGUGGCUGAGGAACUUGUCGCUUGUGGCAACCUUUGCUCUGAUUGGUUGGUUUAAUCAUCAUACCCUACUUACACGUUUACAGGUAGCCAGUACACGGGGGUGCAGUAAAAGCUGCAUGAGCUGCAUUAAUUGCCUCAAGAGCGGGGCUCUGGCUAAGGUUUUGGGAAGCCUUUCUAGUCAGGGCACCCUCCCACCCCUACCCUUAGGCAUCAGGGUACCGUGCAUGGGCACCCUAGUUUAUACAGGGUGUUUCAAACUGCGACCCUUUUCAAACAGGGUUGGAGUUAAUGUUACUCUGACGAAAUCUCUACCUGCUAUGGGUGUGUGGGCACAGUUUGCGUCACAGCAGCGCACACGUGUAAACACUCGCGCAAAGGGAAUGU